CACCAUCUCAGUGAGAGCAACCUGACUACUCCCUGGCAGUCAAUGGGGAGAAGAAAGGUAAAAAGAAGCAUAAAGAAAGGGAAUAUUGUGGCCAAAACAUGCCUCAUGUAAAGCAACCAGUCACUUCGAAGAUUCGACAUAUAUUAAGCAUGCAAAAUUCUAUGUGCACAAUGGAUUCUAGCAAAGCAUUGCCAGUUUUCUAAGCAGCCCUGACCUAAAGCAGAAGUGCAACUUAUAUACCGUUGGCUGUCAACGCAUCAAGCAUUUGGUGGGCUUCUCAUGAGGGAAAUGAGACAAACACAGUUUUUCUCAAGAUGAGAGAGCAUCGAACAAAAUUCUAGCCUCUCCUUUUAUUAGGAUUCUUAUCAGAAGGCGUCUACAUCAAAGGCAGGCUUGCAUGCAUAAAUCACAUAGCAACAAAGGCACAUUCUAAAACAUCAAGAAACUUGUGUAGCAAAAUUACAGUAACAAACAUAAAUUCAUCUUGUAACAUCCCAACCCUACAUACUAAUAAAUCUCAUAUAAUUGUAUGUAGGAGCAACUUCUUUGAAGCUUUCUGAAGUGAGCCUUAUCAGAGAAGGAAUGUUCUGUGGCUAUCACAAAAGUGUUGAUACAUUUACAGGCAAACAUCUUUGCAACCUUGGCAUCAAACAGAUUUCUGCUUACAUGAUAAAAAUUAGCCAGACUUACCUAUGCUGAUCUUUUUGCACAUAAGCAAUUUCUCAAAAAUUGCUCAUGCUUAUAUUUGCACAUAAGUAAUUUCAUAAGCAAUUUCAUAAAGGAGUUCAUAUGGCUUAAUAUUGCAACAGUUGGCCCACUACAUUAGAAAGAUAUAGAAACAGGCAGGUGCCCUAUAGGAUACAGCAUGAUGUUGGAAUAUUUUUGAUAAUCUCAUUAUUUAUCUCUGCCUACAAGGUCAGCAGGGCAACAAUGCUCUCUGUGAGAUAUGGUCAGGGAAUGUGAACAUUUUGACCCACUGGUCCAGAAAUUCCUGUUUGAUUCUUCCCCCUGUCCCUACAUAGGCCCAAUUUAGCUUGUUGUCGAUGUUUACUUACAACAUUAAGAAGUCUAUACAACUAUUGGGGUGCAGGGGCAUCUCAGAUAUUUGCUAGUCUCAGUGAUCUGAUGGAUAAUCAUUGGGGACUUUCCAUGACUGAGUGGAGAACACAAACUACCUCCCUGCUUUUAACCCAGCACAAUAUCCACCCUAUCCUAUGCCCUCCCUAUGCUCAGACUGAAGAAAAUGGCCUUGGGAGCAGGGGUGGGUUGUUCGGUCCAGUUCUUGCGAACUGGUAGUAAAAGUGGCGGGAGGCUCCGCCCACCCGCCAAGACGUCAUGAUGGGCAAUCUGCGCAUGUGCAGAAGCCCAAGUCUGCAACACAUGACUGCUAUUCAGAAGAGACUCAGACAGACACCUCCCUUAUAAUCCUAAUUCACAGGAUUAUAAGGAGGGGUGAAAAGGUACAAAGAAGAUACUUUACAUGUGUUUUCACCCAAAAAGAAAACAUGACACAACUUAUCAAAAACAGAAUUGUAAGUGUCAGAUUAGGAAUGCAAAUUAAAAUAUGUUAAAAUAAGGUAAGAGAACACCUGUCAGCUCUAGACCAAUUCAAAUCACUGGGUCAGGACAGACUGCAGCCAAAGUUCUGAAGGAACUAGUAAAUGUGAUUUCAGAACCAUUGUAACAUAUGUUUCAAAGCCCUUGGAGCACAGGGGAACUAGAGGUAGUCCUAAACUUACAAUAGUUAAUUUAGUGACUGAAGUUACGAUGACACUGAAAAAAGUGAUUUAUGACCAUUUAUCACACUUAAGACGAUUGUAGCAUCCCCUUAGUCAUGUGAUUUACAUUCAGAUGCUUGACAACUGACAUUUAUGAUGGUUGCAGUGUCCCGGGGUCAUAUGAUCCCCUUUUGUGACAUGCUAACAAGCAAAAUCAAUGGGGAAAGCAGAUUUACUUAACAACAAUGUGACUCAUUUAACAAUGGCAAUGAUUCAUUAACAAAUGUGGCAAGAAAAGUUGUAAAAUGGGGCAAAAUGCACUUAACAAGUUUUUCACUUAACAUAAAUUUUGGACUCAGUUGUGGUUUUAAGUUCAGGACUAUCUAUAACUGAGGACUGGAAAAGAGCUGAUAGGAUUCCCAUCUUCAAAAAGGUAAAAAAAAACCAUGCAGGAAUUUACAGACAAAUCAGCCUGAUAUUAAUAUCUGGUAAUAUCUUGGAAAACAUAUCCAAGAAACAAAUCUGUGAACACCUAGAAUCAAACAAGUUAUAACCAGUAGCCAAUUUGGGUCGAUCAAAAAGAUCAUGCCAAACAAACCUCAUUUCAUUCUUGGACAAAAUGUCUAAAUUAGUGGACCAUAGAAAUGCUGUAGACAUAGUAUACUUAGAUUUCAGUAAAGCAUUUGAUAAAGUAGAUCACAACCUACUUCUUGACAAGCUAGAAAAAUGUGAACUUGAACAGUGCCCCCUAACAAAAUGAUAUUCAACACAGAUAAAAAUAAAAGUUUUAUACUUAGAUAAGGAAAACCAACUGCAUAGAUAUAAACCAGGUGAAAUCUGGAUUAAUGCCAGUAACUCUGUGAGGGAUCUUGGAGUCCUAAUGGACAAUCAUUUAAAUGUGAGCCAACAGUGAUGGGUGGCAGCCAAAAUAACCAAUACAGUCCUAGGCUGCAUUAAUAGAGGGAUAGAAUUAAGAUCACAUGAAAUUAUAGUACUGCUUUACAAAGCCUUAGAAAGACCACACUUGGAAUACUGGAUCCAAUUCUAGUCACGCAUGCAGCCCUCCCAAGCUGGGUGUCAGGCCUGGAAACCAUACUAGACUUUAGGUUUCCAGACGCUGCCACAUUUUUCCCCUGAGGGGAAGAAGGGGGGCUGAGGGGUAUGGUAACAUUCUUCAAGCGGUCAAGGUCGGAUGGUGUUCAUAUCUGCAGGAAGAGUGGCAAGAAGAUAUUCGAAUGGGAUUUCACUGGCAGAGGCACUGUGGGCCAGUCAUUCACUGUUUCCAGGGCAGACCCAUGGGCUGGAUCUAAGCAUCCUAUGGGCCACAUCCGGCCCCUGGUCCUUGAGUUUGACACCCCUCGCCUAGUCUAAUGAAAAGGACAAGGGGAGGCAUGAUAGAGUUUUCCAAUAUUUGAGUAGGGGGUCAGCUUAUUUUCCAAAGCACCAGAAGGCAAGACAAGGAACAAUGGAUGGAAACUAAUGAAGGAGAGAAGCAACCUGGAAACUUACAGUGAGAAUUAAUAAUUGCCUUCAGAGGUUGUGGGUGCUUCAUCACUGGAAGUUUUUAAAAAUGGACAGGAUAGUCACUUGUCUGAAAUGGUACAGAGUCUCCUGCUUGAGCAGGGGGUUGGAACAGAAGACCUCCAUGGUCCCUUCCAACUCUAUCCUGAUUGAUUGAUCUUGAAAGCUGCAGCCUUCAAUUGGCUUGUGGGAGCACCAGGAACAGAAUAGAAUAGAAUAGAAUAGAAUAGAAUAGAAUUUUAUUGGCCAAGUGUGAUUGGACACACAAGGAAUUUGUCUUGGUGCAUAUGCUCUCAGUGUACAUAAAAGAAAAGAUACGUUCAUCAAGGUACAACGUUUACAACACAAUUGAUGGUCAGUAUAUCAAUAUAAAUCAUAAGGAUUGCCAGCAACAAGUUAUAGUCAUAAAGUCAUAAGUGGAAAGAGAUUGGUGAUGGGAACUAUGAAACGAUUAAUAGUAGUGCAGAUUCAGUAAAUAGUCUGACAGUGUUGAGGGAAUUAUUUGUUUAGCAGAGUGAUGGCCUUUUCAGAAGAGACGAGACAGUCACUUGUUUGAAAUGGUGAAGGGUCUCCUGGUUGAGCAGGGGUUGGAUUAGAGGACCUCCAAGGUCCCUUCCAAUUCUGUUAUUCUCUUCUGUUCUGUUUCAAUGAUAUUUAUGAUACCCUGAUAAGUAAACCACUAGAAAUCAAAGUGGGUGUAGUUUCUUUUUUCAAAUGACUGUAUUUAAAACAACCCUUUGCACUGCUAAGAAUUUGUGACUGACCUAGUCAACAAGUGAAUUUUAUCAUUGAAUUGGUAUUAGAACUUGGAUCUGUGUAGCCUUCCAUGUGUCUUGAUUAAUGUAAGAGCUUAUUGGAGCAUUGUGGCAUGUUUGUCUUUUCAUUGUAAUGUAAACUUUUUUCUUUUUUUUCUCAUCUUCUGGAACCAUUUUAUGCACAAUUAAAGAUACACCUUUAUUUGAAUCUUACAGACAAAGAGAGAUGGCAAUGAAGGGCACUCUGGACAACUGAGGAUAACAAGCAACAUUGAAUAGUAAAGCAAGUCAGUUCAGAAAUCAAAAUAUUUUCCAUUUCCUUCAGAGAGCCACACAAUUCUUCACCUUCCUCAGCAGGUGAGAGAGAAAUGAGAGAAAAUCAAGAAGAGAUUUCUAACUUGGAAAAAUAGAGUGUGAAAUUCAAGCAUAUGUUACAUGAAAAAUCAAGGGAGAUUAUUUUUCCAUUGAGGAAAAGAGGGAAAUAUCUGGAAGUUACUGGGGAGGAGAAGGUCAAUUUGAAAUCCACGUAGAGCAGACAGUGUUGCAGGCCUCACUCUGGAAGAAAAUCACCAGUAAAUUAAAGCAACGCUAAACAAAGGAUCAUCCAUAUUUUUGACAUCCUCAAGAAUAUUAGUUGUGGAAAAGCUCCAUAGAUGUGUCUGUUGUGGGAAAGGUACAACUUGCAAAUCACAGCUUAUUAUGCCAGAGAGGAUCCAAACUGGAGAAAAAACAUACAAAUACUCUGAAUGUGGCAAAACCUCUGAUCAGAACAACUCCAUUGUGGCCCAUGGAAGAACCCACACAGGACAGAAGGCCUACAAGUGCUCCCAAUGCAGUAAAUGCUUUAGCGAGCAUGGCAACGUGGACUCGCACCAAGGAGAAACUGUUUGAAUGUCCUAAUUGUGAGAAAUGUUUCAGUAACAACUACAACCUGGUAACACACCAGAGGACUCACACAGGAGAGAAGCCCUUUGAAUGUCCUGAUUGUGGGAAAUGUUUCGUUCAGAAUUCCAGCCUGGUUCAACACCAGAGGAUUCACACAGGAGAGAAACCCUUUGAAUGUCCUGACUGUGGGAAAAGUUUCAGUCAAAAUUCCAAUCUCAUUGGCCACCAGAGGAUUCACACAGGAGAGAAACCCUUUAAAUGUCCUGAUUGUGGGAGAAGUUUCAGUCGGCAUUCCAACCUCAUUGGCCACCAAAGGACUCACACAGGAGAGAAACCCUUUGAAUGUCCUGACUGUGGGAAAUGUUUCAGUCAAAAUUCCAAUCUUAUUGGCCACCAGAGGACUCACACAGGAGAGAAACCCUUUGAAUGCCCUGAUUGUGGGAAAAGUUUCAGUCAGAAUUCCAGCCUGGUUCAACAUCAGAGGAUUCACACAGGAGUGAAACCCUUUGAAUGUCCUGACUGUGGGAAAAGUUUCAGUCAGAAUUCCAGCCUGGUUAAACACCAGAGGACUCAUACAGGAGGGAAACUGUACGAGUUUCCAGACUGUAGGAAAUGUUUAGUUCAGAAUUCCAGCCUGGUUCAACUCCAGAGAACUCGCGCAGGAGAGAAAUGCUUGGAAUGUCCUGAUUGUGGGAAAGGUUUCAGUCAGAAUUCUAGUCUGGUGAAACACCAGAGGACUCACACAGGAGUGAAACCCUUUGAAUGUCCUGAUUGUGGGAAAAGUUUCAGUCAGAAUUCCAGCCUGGUUCAACACCAGAGGACUCACACAGGAGAGAAACCAUUUGAAUGUCCUGAUUGUGGGAAAUGUUUCAGUCAGAAUUCCAGCCUGGUUCAGCACCAGAGGACUCACACAGGAGAGAAACCCUUUGACUGUCUUGACUGUGGGAAAAGUUUCAGUCAUAAUUCCAGCCUGGUUCAGCACCAGAGGACUCACACAGGAGUGAAACCCUUUGAAUGUCCUGACUGUGGGAAAAGUUUCAGUCAGAAUUCAAGCCUGGUUCAACACCAGAGGAUUCACACAGGAGAGAAACCCUUUGAAUGUUCUGAUUGUGGGAAAAGUUUCAGUAACAAUUCCAACCUGGUGAAACACCAAAGGACUCAUACAGGAGAGAAACCUUUUGAAUGUCCUGACUGUGGGAAAAGUUUCAGUCAGAAUUCCAGCCUGGUUCAACACCAGAGGACUCAUACAGGAGAGAAACCCUUUGAAUGUCCUGACUGUGGGAAAUGUUUCAGUCAUAAUUCCAGUCUGGUUAAACACCAGAGGACUCAUGCAGGAGGGAAACUGUACGAAUGUCCAGACUGCGGGAAAGAUCUCAGUACUAGUUUUAACCUUAUAAAUCAUGUCCUUAUACACAAAGGGGAGAAAUCAUUUUAGUACCCUGAGUGUGGACGGUGCUUCAGGAAACUUUCCACCUUUAUCGCACAAAGGAAAAUCCGCAGAGGCCCCAAGUGAUUAGUGUAGGGAAGGCUUGAAUUUGAUUUCUAGUGUCCCAUUGUAAUUCCAGCUGAGAAAUUUACUAUUUAAAUUGAUUAAAUUAAAUAGAAUUUGCCUGAUUUUUUGUAGGCAAAUAUGUAAUGGUAUUAGUUGGGGAAGAAGAAAGAAAAAGUUGGAACAUAUUACUUUGAUAAUGGCUAUUUUGCCUUCAGCGUAAGAAG
Ahaetulla prasina is the source of this 6595-nucleotide messenger RNA. RefSeq names its product zinc finger protein 850-like. The record is from RefSeq and is a predicted model, not a curated record. The transcript has 2 exons. NCBI's taxonomy places the organism in Eukaryota, Metazoa, Chordata, Lepidosauria, Squamata, Colubridae. Gene Ontology annotation, biological process: negative regulation of transcription by RNA polymerase II. Gene Ontology annotation, molecular function: DNA-binding transcription repressor activity, RNA polymerase II-specific. The coding region runs from base 4782 to 6314 and encodes 510 amino acids.